GGCGGAAGGUUCGGUGGCAGUCGUCGGUCUUCCAGCUGGUGGGAGUUGGCUUCACGGUGCAGGGUGUCGGGCCCCUAGUUUAUAUAGUUGGGAAGCUGGGGUGUGAGGUCGUUCCUGUCCGUGUGCUUCCGGUGUUCCUGGGCUUCCUCCUGCGGCGCGGGGCUUCGUGAAGGACUCCCGGGCCCAUAGGGCCACGGCUUUAGCGGUGCUUUUUGCGCUCUCCUUGGCAGAUGUCUCACAGCUCUGGCAUCACAGAAGUCCUAUUGGGGUCUCCACUGCCAACCAGGCUUCACCUUCAGAGCUUCAUGCAAUGCCAUAUCAGGACCUUCUUUAUGCAGAGACACCCCUGCUGCAUGCUGCCUGGCCUUGGUUGCUCUCUGAAACCUCAGAGGAAGAACUGAUGACUUCACUCUUGCAUCUUUCAUGCCUUUAAAGCCAGCACCAGAGUUCCUCAUAAGUACAUCUUAAAGCCUUCAAGAUGGUUCUAGCAGACCUUGGACGAAAAAUAACAUCAGCUUUACGCUCAUUGAGCAAUGCCACCAUUAUCAAUGAAGAGGUAUUAAAUGCUAUGUUGAAAGAAGUAUGUACAGCAUUAUUGGAAGCAGAUGUUAAUAUUAAACUAGUGAAGCAACUAAGAGAAAAUGUUAAGUCUGCUAUUGACCUUGAAGAGAUGGCAUCUGGACUAAACAAAAGAAAAAUGAUUCAACAUGCUGUAUUUAAAGAACUUGUGAAGCUUGUGGACCCUGGAGUUAAAGCGUGGACACCUACUAAGGGGAAGCAGAAUGUGAUUAUGUUUGUAGGAUUGCAAGGGAGCGGUAAAACGACAACGUGUUCAAAGUUAGCAUAUUAUUACCAGAGGAAAGGUUGGAAAACCUGUUUGAUAUGUGCAGAUACAUUCAGAGCAGGAGCUUUUGACCAACUAAAACAGAAUGCCACCAAAGCAAGGAUUCCAUUCUAUGGAAGCAACCUGAUAACAUUGUUUAUGUGAUGGAUGCCUCCAUUGGGCAGGCUUGUGAAGCCCAGGCUAAGGCUUUUAAAGAUAAGGUAGAUGUAGCCUCAGUAAUAGUGACUAAACUUGAUGGCCAUGCGAAAGGAGGUGGUGCCCUCAGUGCAGUUGCUGCCACAAAAAGUCCAAUUAUUUUCAUUGGUACAGGGGAACAUAUAGAUGACUUUGAACCUUUCAAAACACAACCGUUCAUCAGUAAACUUCUUGGUAUGGGCGACAUUGAAGGACUGAUAGAUAAAGUCAAUGAGUUGAAGUUGGAUGACAAUGAAGCACUCAUAGAGAAGUUGAAACAUGGUCAAUUUACGUUGCGAGACAUGUAUGAACAGUUUCAAAAUAUCAUGAAAAUGGGCCCCUUCAGUCAGAUCUUGGGGAUGAUCCCUGGUUUUGGAACAGAUUUUAUGAGCAAAGGAAAUGAGCAGGAAUCAAUGGCAAGGCUAAAGAAACUAAUGACAAUAAUGGACAGUAUGAAUGAUCAAGAACUGGACAGUACAGAUGGCGCCAAGGUUUUUAGUAAGCAACCAGGAAGAAUUCAAAGAGUUGCCAGAGGAUCAGGUGUGUCAACAAGAGAUGUUCAAGAACUUCUAACACAGUAUACUAAGUUUGCCCAGAUGGUAAAAAAGAUGGGAGGCAUCAAAGGACUUUUCAAAGGUGGUGACAUGUCUAAGAACGUGAGUCAGUCACAGAUGGCAAAAUUGAAUCAACAAAUGGCCAAAAUGAUGGAUCCUCGAGUUCUUCACCACAUGGGUGGCAUGGCAGGACUCCAAUCAAUGAUGAGGCAGUUUCAACAGGGUGCUGCUGGAAACAUGAAAGGCAUGAUGGGAUUCAAUAAUAUGUAAAGAAGAUGCCUUACUACAAACUGACUUGGUUGAUUACAUUCUCUGCUGAGACCUCAGUUUCCUCCUUUUUACAAAUGGGGGAAUCUUGCCCUCAUUCUUUUCCUCUCAUCUUUUCCCUCCUUUUCUCUUUCCUUUCUGUCUUCUUCCCUUCUUUUGCUAUAAGGGAGGACUGUCUGGUUUUUGUGGAAGUCAUUUCUAUUUCUGCUUUAUUUUUCUUUUAGUUUUCACCAUCAUAAC
Messenger RNA from Nannospalax galili (Upper Galilee mountains blind mole rat), 2079 nucleotides. RefSeq names its product signal recognition particle 54 (gene Srp54). Lineage: Eukaryota; Metazoa; Chordata; Mammalia; Rodentia; Spalacidae. Gene Ontology annotation, molecular function: endoplasmic reticulum signal sequence receptor activity; GTPase activity; ATP hydrolysis activity. Gene Ontology annotation, cellular component: cytosol; signal recognition particle, endoplasmic reticulum targeting. The record is from RefSeq and is a predicted model, not a curated record. Gene Ontology annotation, biological process: SRP-dependent cotranslational protein targeting to membrane; SRP-dependent cotranslational protein targeting to membrane, translocation.